AUGUAUUUACAAACAUAAAUUUUAUUAAUAAAAAACUCAAUAAAUUAAAUUUAAAUAUUUAUUAUUUAAAUAAAAAUAUAAUAAAAGUAAAAAUAUUAAAAUUUGAUAAAUUAAAAUUAUUAUUAUUUAUUACUUUAAUAAAAAAUUAUAUAUUAUUAUUAAAAAAAAAAUAAUAUAAAAUAUAAUAAAUAAAAAAUAAAUAUAAAUAUAUAUAUAUAUAUAUAUAUAUUUGAAUUAUUUAUAUAUAAAUUAUAUUAUAAUAAUAGUUUUAUAAUAUAUAAAUUCUUUAUUAUUUUCAAUCUUAAAUUCAUUUAAAAUAAUAUAUAAUUAAAAUUAAUAUAUUUUAAAUUUUUUAUUAUUUAUUUUUUCUUUUAAUUUUCUUUUUAUUAUUUUUAUACUUAUUUCCUUAUAUCCAUUUUUAUAUUAGAUAUUUACAUUUAUUAGGAUAAAUAUAUUUUUUUUUAAUAUUUAAAAAUAAAUAAUAUAUUUAUUUUUUUCAUUUAUUUAGAGUUAAAAAAAUAAGAUAAUUAAACAAAACAAAAUUAUAAAGUAAAACAAUAAAAUGUAUUAAUUAAAAAAUAAAAUUAACUAAAUAUAAUAUAUUUUAUAUAUGUAAUAUAGGGUAAAAAUUAUUUCAGAAGAACUACAAUAAUAAAUCAUAAAUGGUUAAUAUAUAAAUUUUUCAAUACAUAGCAUUAUUCAAAUAAAUUUUUUUAAAAAAUAGGUGGUUUUUUAGAUUGUAAAGAUUUUCAUGACGGUACAUGCCUAUAAGAAGCAUUAAUAAGAUUUUGUACCGUAGUAAAAAAUUCAUAUAAAUAUUAUAUUCCAAUACAUUUAAUUCCUUUAUUAAUUUUUAAACGUAAAAAACUAAUGAAAGAACCAAUAAAAACUAUAUCUUAAACAUUAUAUAAUUAUUUAAUAUCUCUUUGUUUUAUGGGAAGUUAUGUAGCUAUUUUAAAAUAUAUGCUUUGUAAAUCAAAAAACUUUAGAAGAAAAAUUGAUGGAUGGAAUCCUGCUAUAGCAGCGUUUAUAGCUGGAUUUUCAGUCACUUUGGAACCUGAAGGAAGACGUUCUGAAAUUGCAUUAUUUAUUAUGCCUAGAUUUUUCGAAACUUUAUGGAAUUAUUUAAAAAGAAGAAACAUAGUAAGACCUAUCCCAGGAGGAGAAUUACUUGUUUUUGCAUUUGCUAUGGGAAUUAUUAAUUAUUUUUAUUAAAUGGAAGUAAUAUUGAUAAUAUUUUUGAAAAAAUAUAUAAUAUUAAAUAAAUUAAAAAAAAAGGAAAAUGCGAUUAAACCAACUUAUCUGGCACUUUUUAAAAGAUUUUGGGGAGUAAAUUGA
This is a messenger RNA of Ichthyophthirius multifiliis, 1338 nucleotides long. RefSeq lists its product as hypothetical. The transcript has 3 exons. Lineage: Eukaryota; Ciliophora; Oligohymenophorea; Hymenostomatida. The record is from RefSeq and is a predicted model, not a curated record.